Cydia splendana is the source of this 919-nucleotide messenger RNA. Its product is annotated as corepressor interacting with RBPJ 1. Gene Ontology annotation, molecular function: transcription corepressor activity. Gene Ontology annotation, cellular component: nucleus. Lineage: Eukaryota; Metazoa; Arthropoda; Insecta; Lepidoptera; Tortricidae. The record is from RefSeq and is a predicted model, not a curated record. Gene Ontology annotation, biological process: negative regulation of DNA-templated transcription. Bases 86 to 847 code for a protein of 253 amino acids. The transcript has 5 exons.
GUUAUCACUCGAUAACUCGAUAAGACAUUAAAUCUGUAGUGUUUGAAGGUGUUCUUACUUUUGUUGGUUUCUUCAAGCCACAAAAAUGGGAAAAGGUUUUAAUAAUUACAUGUGUAAAAAGUUUUUCCACCCUGCUUCGAGGGAUAACUUAAAGCGAGUAUGGAUGGCAGAACAGAAAACGGAUGCAUACAAGAAAAAACAAGAGGAAUUAAAAGUACAAUAUGAGAGAGAACAGGAAUUACAUGAAAACAAGGCUUUGUUGAGCAAAGAGAGUAAAGAUAAACUCAGUCUCAACUUUAUGUAUGAGCCACCACCAGGUGUUAAAAAGGAGCGUGAAAGAGAAGACAACGAACCAGAGUACAAGUUUGAGUGGCAGCGGAAAUACAAUGCACCUAGAGAAAGUUACUGCAAGGGUGACAAUGAAAUCAGAGACCAGCCGUUUGGCAUUUUGGUGAGGAAUGUGCGAUGUAUCAAAUGCCACAAAUGGGGUCACAUUAACACAGAUAAAGAAUGUUCCAUGUACUCUCUAUCAAUGAGCGAGGCCCGUGCACUCCAAGCUUCUACAUCAGCCCCUGAAGAGGAAGAGGAAAAGCCCGAUGUUCCAACCUUGAUGCAGCACAUGAGAGACUCUGGCCUGGUCAUGAAGCCCGGAGCUCUGCCUCUUGCUGCCACCAGAAUCGAGGACAAUGAAGGCGGAGCUAAUCUGACUGAAAUGGACUUGAUAAGCCAGUUGACUAAGAAGCAAAAAAAGAAGUUGUUGAAGAAGCUAGAGAAACUUGAAGAGAAGAAACAUAAAAAAUCAAAGAAGGACAAGAAACACAAAAGGAAGUCAAGGGACAGAGAUUGAAUUUUUAAUUCUUUACUUUAGAAUAUAAUUAUCUUUAAAUUUAACUUAAUGCCUCAUGUAACUCAUGUUACA